Messenger RNA from Durio zibethinus, 3017 nucleotides. The record is from RefSeq and is a predicted model, not a curated record. NCBI's taxonomy places the organism in Eukaryota, Viridiplantae, Streptophyta, Magnoliopsida, Malvales, Malvaceae.
UGUUGCGUGAGUGACGACUUUGUUUCUGUUAAGUAAAAAAUAAUAUUCCUCUGCAUAGCCAGAAGUCCUCACGCCACUUCUUUUUAGAAACUAAUAGACGUAAAUCACCAGUCCUGCUAAUUGUUCCUUCUUUUUCUUUUUUCUUUUUUAUUAUAAUUAAAAUAAAGAAGGUUUUACUAAUUUUGUAUUUUGGGGGCUUGAGAGUAUGAGUAAUUAAAAAUUAAAAAGAAUUUCAUAAAAUUGGUGAAGGGGGAAAGUGUGAGGGAGAGUGGGGCCAAAAGGAAAAUCGAUGAAGAAAAACCCUAGAAUCGGGAUCGAGGAGGCUGUGUAGAUGCAUGUCGUUGGAUUAACGUUGGAUCUAAAUUGGUUCCUGCAAUUCAUAUUUACGCUAUUUAUAUUCGCAUUGGGGGCUCUUCACUUGCUCAAGAAUACGGCGUCGAAAUACUUCGAAGUCGACGCUAAUUUCGACCGUGACCAAACAAUGUCUUCCAUCCCCGUGGACCCCGACCUCUCUCCUUGUGCAGUUUGCUCCAAUACCGCCUCCAAGAAGUGCUCGCGUUGCAAAUCUGUUCGUUAUUGCUCCUCAGCUUGCCAAAAGUUGCACUGGAAUGCCGGGCAUAAGACAAAGUGCAAAGAAAAUUCGGCACAAACUGCAAGCAUAAAACUUUUUUCAGGAGUUGCUCUGGUUCCUGCCAGUGGAACCUCUAAGAUUAUCAAGAAGCCAAGAAAGGUUCUUUUCCCAUAUGAUGAGUUUGUAAAACUUUUCAACUGGGAGAAACCUGGAUUCCCUCCGUGUGGACUCUUAAAUUGUGGAAACAGUUGCUUUGCCAAUGUGGUUCUGCAGUGCCUUGUAUCCACUCGUCCACUUGUUGCUUACUUGUUGGAGAAAGGCCACAGGAAAGAAUGCAAACGUAAUGAUUGGUGCUUUCUGUGCGAAUUUCAAAUUCACGUUGAAAGAUCAAGCCAAAAUCCACAUCCAUUUUCUCCAAUUAACAUUCUCUCUAGGUUGCCUAAUAUUGGAGGUAACCUUGGUUAUGGAAGACAGGAGGAUGCUCAUGAAUUCAUGAGGUUCGCUAUUGAUACUAUGCAAUCUGUUUGCCUAGAUGAAUUUGGUGGAGAAAAAGCUGUUGAUCGUGUCUCUCAAGAGACAACCCUUAUUCAGCAUAUAUUUGGUGGUCAUCUGCAAUCUCAGGUGAUUUGCACAAAUUGCAAUAAGAUUUCAAAUCAAUAUGAAAAUAUGAUGGAUUUAACUGUUGAAAUUCAUGGAGAUGCUUCAUCAUUGGAGGAAUGCCUUGAUCAGUUCACUGUUAAAGAGUGGCUUCAUGGGGAAAAUAUGUACAAAUGUGACGGCUGCAAUGACUAUGUCAAGGCAUGGAAGCGCCUUACUAUACGAUGGGCUCCUAACAUUCUUACCAUUGCCUUAAAAAGAUUUCAGAGUGGUCGAUUUGGAAAACUCAACAAAAGAGUUAUUUUUCCUGAAACAUUGGAUCUUAACCCUUACAUGAGUGAAGAUGGAGAUGAUACCAAUCUAUACAAACUUUAUGCAGUUGUUGUCCAUGUUGAUAUGCUGAAUGCAUCCUUUUUUGGUCAUUAUAUUUGCUACACCAAAGAUUUCUGUGGAAACUGGUAUUUGAUUGAUGACCAUAAGAAUUUUCUUUAUGCCAAGCCCUCUGUCAUCCCCAUUCAAUCAUCAUUAGAAGAUGGGGUUAUGAGGGUUGAAUUGGAAGACGUACUUUCUCAGGGAGCAUAUAUGCUUUUAUAUAGCAGGGUUUCUGCACGCCCAUCAUGUCUUAGAACCUCUGGAACUCAGGGGAAGGAUGAACAGAAAUCAAUGAAAGCUGAAGAAGAGCGUUGUCCAAAGGAUCAAAUUGCAAGUGUAGCUGGAAAAGAGUCUGGUAAUUCUCCUGGUUGUUCUGUGUCCCUGUCAUUCAACGGUCGAUUGCAUUCUGAAAUUCCUAGACAUGAAGUUGAGUCAUCUACUGGAAUAAAUACUUGUGCUGUUAAUGGACAUGAGGAUGUUGAUGUGGUUAAGUUCAAGUCAAAUUCAUCUCUUUAUAAGGAGGUUUCCUUUUAUGAAAACGAAUCAUGUUUCCAGAUUGAUUCAGAAGCUACUAGAAUAAAUGGUGAAGAUAUGGAUAAGGUUCAUUCUAUAGCUGUGAGAGAAAAUCCAGUGAAUGUGGAGCGGAGUAGUAGUCUGCCAUGUUCUUCUGAUAUAAAGGAGGUUUCCAGCUCUGAUAAAGAUCUGUUUGUUGCAGCCACUUCUGAAGCUGUAAUGGAAGCAGAAAGUGUGAAGAUGGUUGAAGCAAAGCAAUAUUUAUCGGUUUCAAAAGACAUAAAAAGCUGUGAGCAAGAUUUGCAAGUAGCAAUUAAUUAUGUAAUGGAAGAUUCAGAUGACACAUCUCCAGCCAGAACCCCUGGUUUGAAACGUGAAUUGUCCUUGCACGGUUCAGAACUUGAGGGAGGGAAUGGGGUCAAGAGAGCUGAAAUAGCAGAUGGCAGUUCGCAAUAAUGGGCUGCAUGUUCCGGCUAAUUAUUUUGUUCAUAUUUUUUGAUCAUCCUCCCAUCAUUAAAAGAAAUGGAUGAAGUUGGGUUAUUUAUCUGAUCUGGGGUUUCAUUAUUUACAGAAAUCUUAGAUUCUGUUGUACCAAUUUUAGAUGGCCCAUAAUCAUUUAGCUUUUUCCUUACCUAGAGUAAAAUAAAAUCCUUACUCUGUAAUAAGGGUACUUCUAAUCUAAUUUCUCUAAAUAGGAUACUUAAUGUCAUGUUAUUUAUUUUUCAAUCCCCGUUGAAAAAAAAUUCCCAUUGUUCCCCUUCUCCCCAAGUAUUAUCCGUGCAAUCAACUAGAACUCUCUUUUGAUCUGGAUCCAAGAUAAACUGACAAUAAACCCCAAAAUAAGGCAUAUGUUGAUCAGGAAUUGACUGUUCAGGAAGAUAUGCAUGGCCCUCACUUUUCUUCCUUUAACCCUUCAUUCUUAAACCAGAAGGUGAACAACUUUUUUUUUUUUUUUUCACAAAGA